CAACUUUAGUAUUCAGUCCAGCGUCUCAGCGCUCAGCAUUCCAGCACUCCAGCAUCGUACAUUAUAAGCAACCGCUAUAUCCUAUUCUUUGAUCCCCAAUAGAGUCCAAUUGCGAUUAUUUUGAUAUCCCUCUGGGUCCAGGUCGCAUUCCAAGUUCGCUCAAUCAUGUCUCUGCCACCAUCAGUUAUUCAUAUCAAGAGGAAAGCCACGGAUUUACCCCAGGACUUUCUUCGUGAGUCGAAUAAGAACUUGAUCUCCUCAAACAAUCAACAGUCUAAUCUUUAUAGGUGUUGAUGAUGCUGUUACAAAACGACAACGUAGGACAACCGAUUUUGUUUACUCCAGACAACAAACUCCACAAGUCGAAAGUACCCCUUCAACUCCUCAAUCAGCUCCACCAGGACGACGCAUUAAACCACUACAUCGUUCUACAAGCUCUCGUUCUUUGGCUAUCAGAACACAAGGAAAGAGUGAAGGGAAUGGAAAUAUUGAACCAAUAAAUGAAAUUAAUAACGAAAAUCAAGUCCUCAAAACUCAACCUCCGCUGGCCAAUAUUACUACAAAACAAAAUGCAGAAGUAGACCAUUCCCCAGGUGGCGUUCGACCUUCAAGUAGUGGGCGUCCAUCGAGUAGUGGAAGUACGAAGAAACCAGUUCAGCAGAGACGAUUUCAUCUAUCGAGAAGUGCAACACCGGCAAUAUCUGCAAGUCCAGGCGUACGAAAGCGCAAUGCUACCGUUUUCAUUGAACGUCGUGUGCGACAAAAGACACAGGAAGAGAGAUGGACAUCUGUGGCCAACGCUGCUAUUGAAUCAGAGAAUAUUGCUACCGAAAAACAAGAACAGGAGGAAAAGCCUCGAAAAAAGCCAGGCCGAGGUUCGAGAGUGCAAGUAGCAUCUACAAAAGACAAGAAAGAUGCCAAGGAAAUCAUUGCACCUCAGUCAAAACCACCUUCCGCGUUAGUCAAUCCUUGGGGUCUUGAUACAGAUGAUUUAGCUGCACAGAUGCAAGCUUAUACACUACAAGAAAUUGGUCGUAGUAUUGCAGAAUCCAAGGCAGAAGAACCUACACCAUCUUCACCAGUCCAAUCUUUCCGCAAACCAGCAUCAUCUAGAUUCAAGCCAAAGAAACCGGCUUUGCGCUACAAGGAACGUCAUCCAGAGGAAAAUGCUAUGGAUGUUGACCAGGAUCAAAUGUCUGGAGUUGAGACUGAAGACGAUAUGGAUACGGAUACAGAAUAUAUCAUUGAGACAUAUCAUCGUGUUCCUGCUGAAGAUAUCGAUAAUGAAGAUAACAAGAUCAAUUUCGGUAUCCUCGUACUUGAUGCACAAUCAGACAUUGAUGAAUUUUAUCAAGAAUGGGAUACAGAUGAGGAGGUAGAAGAUGAAGCAGAAGAAGAUGAGAAUGGUUCGUAUUUCUUUUUGAAUCCCUUUAAUCCUUGACCCUUCUUAGACAUGAUAUUAACCUAUACCAAAGAUGAAAAUUACUACACAGCCGAUUACCCGGAUGCAGAGGUCGAUUCGGAUGAUGAGUAUAAUAGAAAUGCAUAUGCAUAUCGUACACGCAAUGCGUCGGAUCUUGAAGAGUUUGAUGAGGAUGAUAGUGAACAAGAUGAAAUGGGGUUCAGUGAUGAUGAAACUGAUAAGUUAAAAUAUCCAUGGCAAAAAGUUACGGCACAUGAACGAAGGAAUCAAAUGAAUCGAUAUGCGAGUGGAGAUGAUGAUGAUGAAGAUAUGGAGUAAAAGUACGAUGAGAGGCUGGUUCCAAGGGGGUUAAUAGGUGGUUGUGAGUUUUGAAGGAGAUGUAAUAGGAUAUAUGAAAUAGAGUUGAUUUUAUACUGUAUGCUGGUAUUUACUCUAUACUUAUUUCAUAGUCUACUUUUUAAUAGUGAAAGAAUAAUAAUAAGAGAGAAAGACUAUUUA
Messenger RNA from Sclerotinia trifoliorum, 1921 nucleotides. The record is from the annotation of a GenBank genome assembly. Lineage: Eukaryota; Fungi; Ascomycota; Leotiomycetes; Helotiales; Sclerotiniaceae.